Molecule: messenger RNA, 721 nt
Organism: Caenorhabditis auriculariae
Lineage: Eukaryota; Metazoa; Nematoda; Chromadorea; Rhabditida; Rhabditidae
Source: the annotation of a GenBank genome assembly
AUGGUUAAUAUUACGAUACGUUUGGUCGGUGAAGAGAAAGAUAGAUUAUUCAAACGAAUUGAGUUGAUUCCACAGGUUUUUUUACUAUAAUGGUUGAUAAUAAUUGAUUUAAUGUUAACUUCAGAUUCAUGUCGGUGACCUUGUGAAAGAGAUUGAGAGUGUGACGAAUAUCCCACAAAACUUUCAACAAAUCGAGUUUCGUUCUGAAGAGCUACCCGACUCUCUUCAUCCUCUCGAAUCGAUCAACGAUUUUGAAGAGCUCGUCGUGGUAAGUUGUUAUUUUAUCUAUAGACAUUGCUUUUUAUUGUUUAUACAGCUAUGGGGAGUCAUUUUACCGUUCCUACUCACAUGUCAGAUUUUUUUUUAGAAUCAUGCAGAUCUUCCAUGGUGGAUCGAGUACAGACGCAGUGUUGAGCUAGUGUUGAAGUAGUGCUCGGACAAAUUUGAAAUCGCAAAAGAAGCGGUCCGACAUCAUGAACGUUUGACCAAAAGCGGAUUCUUCCACGUCUACGCCCAAUUCUGCAUGUUUCGAAGACAGAAUCAUUAUAAAGUCGCUGCUUGGACUGGUGACGUGGGAUUGAUUCGUAAUGCGGCCGAACAAUACUUCCACAACCUCCAUGAUCAGAGCAGAGGGAACAAAGAUCACAAAUUCAUUUGCUAUUUCGAAGAACGAGACGCGGACUUAGGAGGCAGGCCCACGAACACACUUGCGUUUGUCUAG